AUGUCAAGCUUUACUUAUUGUUUAGAAAAAUCCAAUCAUCUCUACCUUGACAUUUCAAAAGAUCCCUACGCCAAAACUGAGUGGUUAUUACAUCAUUUCGGAAAGACCCAUGAAUUAUUUCACGGAAUUAGGUUGGGCCCAACUUUUAUAAAUGAGAACAUAUUUGGUUCAAAGAGUAUUAACGUAUUAUGGAAGACAAAUCCAGCAUUGACCGAACAGAAAAUCACGUUCAACGCCAUACAAUCAGGCUCAAAUAAAUUAAAGAUCCAUAUAUUACAAGAAGGAGCUGCUAUAUUUUCCGAAUUAUUACUUAUUAGCGUUAAGGGGAACGACACACUUGAAUCAAAAAGCGAGAUAAUAAAGCAACUACAUCGACCAAAAGAAAACCUCGAGCUUUUUUUCAGAUAUAUAAUAGUAGUCAUAGGCCAUAGUUUCAAACUUUUUACCAUCGAAGAACUCGGAUGUUAA
Molecule: messenger RNA, 468 nt
Organism: Funneliformis caledonium
Lineage: Eukaryota; Fungi; Glomeromycota; Glomeromycetes; Glomerales; Glomeraceae
Source: the annotation of a GenBank genome assembly